UGAGGCAGAUGUGAUAUGUAUCGAAUUUGUUGCAGGAGUCAUGGAGAGUUGUUAAUCGUUCAGUCUGCCGUGUUUGUAAUUGUGUUUUACUUCUGUUGUGCUAAUUGAUGCGGCAGAGAGAUUGAUAAAACUAUUAGAGGUUUUGGUUAGUGGCGUUGAUGUAUGUACAUUUGUUGAAAUUCGAGUGGAUAAAAGAAAGUACUGUGAAACGUAUUGCAGUAGUUUCGCAGAUUUAGUACCACAUGGUUGAAUUUCAGAUUAUGACGUAUACUUGUUUUUGUACAUCUGUGUUUACUGAGUUUUUAGAUAUAUAGUUCCAGUACUUAUAUUUGAUUUAGUUUAUGUUAAAACAUUAUGGUGGAUGUUGCAUUCAAUGACAUCAUGAUCCAAUUGGUUGAAUAUAAGAUAAGUAAAUGGAAGCUGGAUGAUGAUGAACAUGAUGAAAGUAGUAGUGCACCUAGUUCAGUAAGCAACGAAGGCCCACCAGUAAGGAAAUUAUAUGUGGGAAAUUUAAGUGGUAGGACAUCUUACUGUGAUCUACGUCGUCUUUUCCGUCACUAUGGGAAGGUUGUUGAUGCUUAUAUUUCAAGAAAUGUAAUUACCCGGGCAAGAAAGAAAUAUGGCUUUGUGACAUUUAAGUACCCAGAAGAUGCAUCUAGUGUGUUGAAAUUGAAACACGGAGAGCUGAAGCUUCAUUUUCGGACUUUAUACGUGGCACCGGCCGACAGCUGGCACCAACCAGUUGAACUGCCAGAUGGAAGGGUCUUGUGGAAAUCAAAUUCCCAUGUUUGUAAACGUUGGAAAGAGGUGUGCUUGGACAUGUGGGUAUACCAGAAACACUUGGAUUUCACUUCGUUAUUCUCUUUGUCAUCUGCGUCGUACCUCGACAUGCCAAUACUUGAGGCAUUUUUGAAACGAUGUGGUAGAAAUCUCCAAAGUCUUGAUCUCUGUCACGGGCCUCAUUGCCUAAACGCUUCAGUACAUAGAAUUAUCGCUACCUACUGUAAAAACCUUCGCUGCCUUAAUCUUGCUGGUUUGCCAGUAACUUCAUAUGGCCUCAGAUUUUUGUCAACCAUUAGUCAUGAACUGAGAGUGCUCAACUUGGAUAGUUGUUCAGGCAUUUUUGAUAAAGACCUCCAGAAAAUGUUUCGAGAAUGUCAACACUUGGAAUCUGUUACAUUAUCCCACAACAACAAACUGACAGGAAAAUGUGUUCGAGGCCUGGCACACGCACCACUGAAGAUAUUAGUGAUGGAUGGAUGUAACAGUAUCCGACCCGGGAGUCUUGUGAGCGGACUUCGUGAACUCAAGAGUCUUACUAGCCUUAGCCUCAAUUCUUGUGCUACGUUGUCCAGCAGUGAUGUGUCGGGUAUCAUGGGUGCUGUCCCAAAACUACGAUCAUUGUCAUUGGCAGAGUAUUUCCCCUUAUUGAGUUCUACAGCUCUCAAAGCACUGGAUCAGCUACACGACCUUAUUAGCUUGAAUCUUCAGCUUAAUCUUGCUGUUAAUGACCAGAUCAUGGAUGCCAUCACAAGAAGUUGUCUCAAGAUCGAAGAACUCAACAUAACGGGUUGCAGUGUUCAUUCUUGGGAAUCAGGUUCUAUAACAGACAGUGGCUUGAGAAGCCUGGCAGCAUUACCAAAUUUAUUUAACCUGUCCAUGAGUUAUAUGGCAAAUGUGUCUGACGCAGCGUUGGAAGCUGUAGCACGCAAAGGAAAACUCCGGAAGCUUGUGUGUCGAGGCUGUCCAACUUUCACAGAUGUUGCUUGUAUCAGUGUGGUAACCUCGUGCAGUGAAUUGGAACUUUUCGACUUUAGUGGGUGUGAUCUUGUGACUGAUGCCAUCGUUCAAGCAGCGUUGGAUUCCGUUAAAUUGCGAACCAACGGCGUCAAGCUGACGUUGGUAGUGGGAGCCACCAGUGUUUGCGGAUCUGCUCCUGUGGAAAAGAACCCAUUACUUGAAGUGGAUUUUUCAGACCUCUGUAUCGCUCGUCUUCGACCGGAUUUUGUCGAUGAAAUUUACUUCCCAUCAUCAGAUAAUGAGGAUUUUGAUUAUAUGGAUGAUCUCUGUGAUUGGGAUUGGGAUUGCCAUUCAUUGUUUACUGGAGAUGAUGAUGACGACGACUUCUAUGAAGACUUCUCUGACGAUGGUGACUAUUAUGAAGACUGAUACAUGAAAGUGACAUUUUGGAAUGACUGAAUUUAAGCUGAAAACACCCCCAGAAGAUGGCAUAUCAUCUGUUAAAUUUGGACCUAACUCUGCACAAUUCUUACUUGUAUCUUCUUGGGACAAAACUGUACGUUUGUAUGAUGUUAUAACAAAUAACAUGACAGUUUUGGACGUUUGUUUCCAGGUGAGGUAUUCUAUAAAGAACGACAAGCUUGCAUUGUAUCUUCAUGUCUGUUUCUCUUUUCCCUUGAACCAGUUUUGAGGAUACUUGGUAUGAACGUUGACUGUAGAGGUGACUCAACCUCUGUAUUUUUGAUUUUCUAACAUUAGUAAUGCCAACGUCUUAGCCAUGCAGACUUCUCGGGUGGGGCUGACUUAGCACCAUUUAACGUGGAAUAAUGUUGUAAUGUAAUACAGUGUGGCAGAAAUACUUUUUUAAAUUAAUAAUUACACAUGUUGUGAUGAUAUGAAACUUUUUACAUGUGACAAAUUUAGUGUAGUGAUAUAUUUCUUCCCUCACUUUUUCUCAGAAGUGGCUUAUGAUACAAAACAUAAAAUAUAGACCCCCAAUCAGCAUCUACCACUGUCAUGUCUAAGUGGUUAGUACUCCUACUACAUAUUCAGGAGGUUCCAGGUUCAAAUCUUAGUCUGGAGACCAGCAGUUGUGACAGACUUUUUAGUUUCCCAGUUCCUACAGGCAAAGGCCAGGAUAGUCCUUUAAAUUAUACUUACUUCGCUGUUCUACAGCCCAUGCAGGACCCUGUCCUCACUGUUGCUCUCAUUCUCCUCCUUUUCACUAUCAUCAAUCUAAGAUCCUCUUCAGCAUCAUACAGCUCUCACGUCCUAGGUCUGCCAGUACAGUAGGAUUUAAGUUUUGACUUCUGAGAUAUUGAUUUGGAUUUCAUUAUUGAUCCCAGGGCAUAACAGAAUAUAUUUCCUGCCAUCACUCUCAUUUAAUAUUGAUCCGAGGUACUUGAAAAUAUACUCGAUGCAUUUCAAGUCCCUAGGUUCCUGCCUCGGUUGUGAUAUCUAUUGUAUUUAUCACAGGGAUGAUGAAAGUGAAUAUGACACGUUUUCAGAAAUAAUUUUUAAUGACUAUUUUGAAAGAAUAAUGCGGGAUUUGUUGGCGACACUGUUCCAAAAAAUUAGCAUUAGAUACCAUUAUACUCUUUUCAUGGUGCCUAGUUUGCACUGUGUUUAUUGAUAACAGUAAUUGUGUUGUGUCGUAGAGGAACCGUAGUUGGAACUCAUGACAAUUCAAUUCGAGUACUUUCCUGAAGUAAAUGGCAUAUUGACAGGAAGUUGGGAUGCAACUGCAAAUUGUGGGAUCCUAGGAGUCCAUGGUGUGUGGGGGACAGUAAAAACUGUGUGAUUUAUACAACAUGAGAGUUUCAUUAAAAUGAAAUAUUAAAUGAUUGCCACAUUAAGUAAGAUUAUUUUUUUUUUCACACUUCUGUAUUUCCUGUCCAGAUAUUAAUUUAACUUAAUUAAAUUAAUUUAUUUGGUUCCUACUUGCAGUCACUUUAACAAAAUCUAGAUUCAAAAAUAUAAGCAGGAAUACAAAAUUUUUAACAUCACAAAAAUUAAUAAAAAUUUGCAAUUCAGGAUCAUUCUGUCACCUCGGCCAUUGCAUUGCUUUGCAUGAAACACUUCAAUGUUUUCAGUAAUUAAACACAGAGAAAAUUUGACGUGUUAGAAUUGUGACUCAUCUGCGUAUCAUUCUACAAAAAGUGAUUUAUUUGCCGUGUUGCGUGUUCUUAAGGUAUACACAAUGAGUCUAUGUGGUGAGAAGUUUGUUGUGGGCACAGCAGGAUGCAAAGUGUAUGUCUGGGACCUCCACAACGUGGGCUACGUCCUUCAACGCAGGGAGUCGAGUCUCAAGUACCAGACCAGAUGCAUUCGCUGUUUCCCCAACAGACGGAGAUAACAGUGAAAAGAAUUAUUCUUUUCUCCACAUUUAUACAGAGUGUCCGGAUGAAAGGUAUCCAAAAUAAAAAAAUUAUAUAUCGGAAACUAAUUGUCAAACACGUAUCUGGUUUAUGGCAUCAGAAAGGAAAACUUUCUCAGUAAAUUUCAAUGUGGACUCCCCUGGUGGCACGACAAAUAUCCAGACGAUAGUCAAGCUCGUUCCACAUUGCUUGAAGCAUGUUUGGUGUUACCGUAGCCACAGCGUCCCUUAUGCGGGCUUUCAGGUGUUGAAGGUCGUUGAUCUUAACCUGGUAGACAAUGUUCUUCACAUAACCCCACAAGAAAACAUCCAAUGGGGUUAAAUCUGGCGACCUAGGAGGCCAAGCGAUUGGUCCACCUCUGCCGAUCCAUCUCCCAGCCAUCUCUCUGUCCAGGUGAUUCCUAACAUGGCGGCAGCAAUAAUGUAAAAUUAAAGUAUUUUUUAUUUGCAUUCAGACUUCAGAGGCUUUUUUCUCAAAACUUUAACUUUGCAAGUUUACGCUUUGUAUUCAGAUUUAUUAUACUAAUGUGUGUGUCAUCGGGAUCAAUAUUCUGACGAGGUGUAAAAUUACGGGAGGACAUCGUGAUGUCAUGAUACCAAAAAGUUGUGGGAUUUCAAUUAAAGUUGUGUGAGUGGUAUUUCUGAUGUGUUUUUCCCGUUGUAUGUAACCAUGUUAACAAAUAUAAUACUGAUAAAGAACACAAGAUUUAUGCAUACGUGAGAAGGAAAAUAGGAGCUGUAUGAUUAUAAACUAAAUCUCUUUUCAUUAUUUAUUAAUUAGAAUGUUCAUAAUUUUAUCCUGAUGGAUUUGUCAACAUAUGGGAUAGAAUCAACAAGAAACGGUUGAGUCAGUUUCAACGCUACAGUGCGACCAUCUCGUCGCUGUGCUUCAACGAUGUUGGUAAGUCAGGAUUGCUGGUGAAGUCUUCAUCGUUUUUAGAGCUCAGAAAUUUGUAAGACAUUUUCAGUUUUCAUCCCACUAUAAAUUUCCAGUCAUUAAAAUAUUCUUUGAAUUGUUUUCUUGAAUUUCGUGAUAAUAAUGAAAUAGAUUUACAGGGUUCACACAAAUUAAUUGUGGGGUUUUGUGACCUUGCCAUUAAGUUGGUGGUACAAUACCCAGCUCUAGAUACAUGUUGACUUAAUUAGAUACUCAUAUUGAGAAUAAUGAAGCAGAAUUCUUCUUACAACAAUAAAAUUUCUGUAUUAUUACAUUGACCAUGCUUAAAAAACAUUUAUAAGAGUGGUUUUGUCAUUAUUGGCUCUACUCAUUACAUCGAGACUUUUAUUUUAAGUUUAAACUAAAUGUAUAUAAUCGAGGUUUACAUGAAAUUGAUAAGUGUUGUGUGAUGUAUUGUUCCAGGCACUGUCCUUGCAAUUGCGUGCUCUUACGUUUACGAACUUGAGGAACCACCAGAGAAUAUGCCAGAAGACAAUGUGUUCAUCCGUCAUGUCACUGAUCAAGAGACAAAACCAAAUACUGGCUGAUUGAUCAAUCGACCGAGUGAGUCAUCUGUUUAGUAAUAAGACUGACUGCUGGUACAAAUCUGAAUUUUACAUGGAUAUCUGCUGUUCUUUUUACCACCUUUGUGAAGUACUUUCUGAAAGUCAGUACAAAUCAAGGUCAUCCUCCGUCUGUCCGUGUCCUCGUCUCCCGUCACCUGCCGACGGUUACGAGUCGCUACGUUGGAAACGUACUCGUUGGUUUGGUCUAGAAUAUUUGACUUUCUCCAGUGUUUCUUUGAUAUUACUGUGAUAUAUCAAAUAUUUAAAUUAGAGGAACGGUGAUACUGAGGGUAUAAUUGUUCGCAAGUUGCUUUAGGGAUGACCAGAAUUGGAAACACGUGGUUCGUAGGACAUGGGGAAGAAUGACAAUGAAAUUGCCAGUUAUGUAAUGAUUUUAAAGUUCAUAUUCAUGGUAAAAUGAAGUGUAAAGAUAUUAUAAAAACAUGACAUGAUAAUUCACAGAAGUAACACUCAUAUGCUCUAUCUCACAUUUUAAGUGAAGAGGUGGCUUUUGGUUCUGGAAAACCGUUAAGACGAUCUCGUCUGUCAGGAUGUCUGUAGGACAGCUUUUUUUUUAUUUUAUUUUAGAGGCUCCCAGCAGGUAAAAAAAAUGGCACCUGUUAAUUGCCUGAGAUUGAGAAAGUAAAUAAAUGUUCGGUACGAAUUACUCAUGAUUUGGCAUAAAAAUUCUCAAUGAGGUUGGAAAACUUCGGUUAUAUUCCUAACUGGUGCAAGAUCUGUAUCAAAAUUAUCCGUCCCUGUAGUAUCAUAUUCAUAGUUCGUAGCAUUAAGAGACAGAAUUAUGUGUUAUUAUGCCUGUAACCAGUACGACACUAAAUGUAUCCAGGUAACAGAAGAGUAAAUCGCUUGGAUAUGCUUUA
Messenger RNA from Zootermopsis nevadensis, 6501 nucleotides. NCBI's taxonomy places the organism in Eukaryota, Metazoa, Arthropoda, Insecta, Blattodea, Termopsidae. The record is from RefSeq and is a predicted model, not a curated record.